Messenger RNA from Centruroides sculpturatus (bark scorpion), 914 nucleotides. Its product is annotated as histone H2B-like. The transcript has a single exon. Gene Ontology annotation, molecular function: structural constituent of chromatin; protein heterodimerization activity; DNA binding. Lineage: Eukaryota; Metazoa; Arthropoda; Arachnida; Scorpiones; Buthidae. Bases 51 to 425 code for a protein of 124 amino acids. Gene Ontology annotation, cellular component: nucleosome. The record is from RefSeq and is a predicted model, not a curated record.
CGGCUACGUUGUAUCUGUUAUCCUUCAGAAAGUUUUGUGUACUGUACGUCAUGCCACCAACUCCUAGUGGAAAAGCCGUAAAGAAAGCCGGUAAGGCUCAGAAAAAUGUUCGCGCUGGUGAUAAGAAGAAAAAGAAGAAGAGGAGGAAGGAAAGUUUCAGCGUUUACAUUUACAAAGUUUUGAAGCAAGUUCAUCCAGACACAGGUGUUUCUAGUAAAGCUAUGUCAAUUAUGAACAGCUUCGUCAAUGACAUUUUCGAGAGAAUUGCAGCCGAAGCUUCCCGUCUUGCUCAUUAUAAUAAACGUUCAACCAUCACUAGUCGGGAAAUCCAAACUGCCGUUCGUCUUUUGUUGCCCGGAGAAUUGGCCAAGCACGCCGUUUCGGAGGGUACUAAAGCUGUAACUAAGUACACCAGUUCAAAGUAAACUUCAGAUUAUUAAACGGCCCUUUUCAGGGCCAAAACUUUUUGGUAAAGGGUAGCCUAUCAUAUCAAUUUUUAUAAAAUGUACGACAUAUUCUGCUUUUUCUUUUGAAUUAAAACAAAGUACACAAAGUUUGCAAAAAGGUGUUUGCAUUAUAAACUUUUUCUCCCCCUUACUUUUUUAAGCAAAACUGGUUUCUUAAAUUUUUAUUGUAUUAUUCGUUUAUAAAUAAAAUAUACCAGCAAGGUAAUAUAAAUGUAAAUAAGAAAAAAAUUAAUGUGCUCGAAAUGUAUUUCUCACACUUGAGAAAGAACCCGCGUUGACCUUGACUGAUGAACUCGGAACAAUGAACUUUUUACUUAAUCGUUCCGGUCAUUUUUUUUUUUAAACAUUAUAGGACAAAGACUAAAAAGAAAACUAAAUUACGUAAAGUCUUUAGUAUUGAAUUGUUAUCGGAGAAAUGUUCAAAUGAGUUUUGUGUUACGCGUUUUU